UUUGCACGACUUACCUAUUGUUUUUGUUUAUUAAUAUCCAAUAUCAAUCAGUACGGAAUGCAUAGUGUAUAAUUUUGGAGCUGAAAUCAAACCUUGUUUGUACUGAUACCUUGAUUUUUGUUCGCACGUCGAACCUUUGAAUAGGAUUUGAACUGAACCUUUGCUUCAUCAUGGUGUUUUGAAUAGACGGUUUUUAUUUCAGAUAUUGCCUUCCAAUCAUGCACGCUCGAAACUUUCUAGUUUUCCUCCAGUCCGACUUCGCAUGUGAUUGAUAUAAUGAAGAUCAUCCGAUUCUUAGACACUUGUCGUGUUUUGUCCUGAAAUUCAGACUGUAGUGGCACCAGUGAGCCGGAUAAAGGAACAAAAAAGUCGUGCACGACUCAUUCGGCUGUGGUGAGGGAGGGCGCUAGCUGGUUGCGAGGAAGGUGCUGAUUGGCUAGAAUGAAGUAAAAGCAAACACGUCACGUGGAGGAUAGGCUCAGUGGGAUAAAAUAACAUCUCCUUAUAUGGAACAGGAUGGACAGUUCCACUUGAUGGAAGAGCAACAUGAACCGUGAAGACCGGAAUGCACUCCGUUUGAAAGAAAGGGAAAGGCGCAAUCAAGAAAUCCAUCAGGGCGGAGAGGCCUUUCCAGCUAACUCCCCUCUCUUUCCUGAACCUUAUAAAGUUUCCAGCAAAGAAGAUAAACUGUCCAGUCGCAUCCAGAGCAUGCUUGGUAACUACGACGAAAUGAAGGAGCUGAUUGGAGACAAAUCUCUGCAGAAGUACAUGGGACUCCCCCAGCCUGCUGUGCCCUCCACCCCCGAGGAGAAACCCAACCAGACCUUUUUCGCCGAGCAGCAGCGUGGCAGUGGCUCCAGUCACAGCAGCAAAUGGACUCCCGUAGGGCCUGCCGCCAGCACCUCCUCCUCCCAGUCGCAGAAGCGGUCUGGUUUACAGAGUAGCCACGGGAGUGGCCAAAGGACUACCGGCAGUGGUGGCGGCGGCGGCAGCAGCAGCCAAAGACACGAGCGGGACUACAGCAGCAGCAGCAACAGCGGCGGGAAUAGCCAGAAGAAGAGCAAACAUGGAUCCGAUCACUCCAAGUCUCACACGUCCAGCCCGGCCAAGGGAUCUUUGAGUUCGAGCCAUUCCAGGUCGCACGGGGGCGAUCACCACGGCAAGGAGCGCCACCGCUCCAAGUCCCCCCGCGAUCGCGACGCCAACUGGGACUCCCCCUCCCGCGUCCACGCCUUCUCCUCCAACGGGCAGCACCCCGGUCAGGCGUUCCCCCCGUCGCUGAUGUCCAAACCCAGCUCCAUGCAGCAGAAGCCCACGGCCUACGUCCGCCCUAUGGAUGGCCAAGAGUCUCUCGAACCCAAGACGCCUUCCGAAAACUACAGCAGCCAGUCACACAGCAGCAGUAUGGGAGAGAUGAAGCCCAGCAGCAAAGCAUCUCUUUCUAAGCUCAAGAUUCCUUCCCAGCCUCUGGAUGCGUCGAUGUCUGGUGAUGCCAACUGCGUGGAUGAAAUCUUAAAGGAAAUGACUCAGUCAUGGCCUCCUCCUUUGACAGCAAUUCAUACUCCAUGUAAAACUGAGCCUUCAAAGUUUCCAUUCCCAGCCAAGGAUAACCAGCACUCAAAUUUCAACAAGAGAUAUAGUUCAGAAAAAACAUCUUCCAGCAGCCAUCAGCCAAAAACGUGUGAUGGAGACCAAGCAAAUAUGUUGGAGGAUGACCUUAAGCUGAGCAGCAGUGAAGACAGUGACGGAGAGCAGGAGCCAGCAAAGCCUGGAUCACGAAUUACUCCAAGUACUUCUGAGCCUUCCCAGGACACUAAUGAAGGAGCAGACCAUUCUCGCGAUGACUCCAGCAGCCACAGCGGAUCGGAGAGCAGCUCCGGCUCCGACUCGGAGAGCGAGAGCAGCUCCAGUGACAGCGAGGCCAAUGAGCCGCCACGCGUCGCGUCCCCUGAGGUGGGGUUUCAACCUGAACCUCCAACGGCAAAUAAGUGGCAGCUGGACAACUGGUUACAAAAAGUGAAUAAGUUCUCUCCAGCAUCGCCAGUGGAUGGUAACGCCCCUACCAAGUACAAGAAGGAAAGCAGGGAGCAGAGCACAGGCAGAGGUUAUGGGGGUCAAGGCGGAUCCAAAGACUCCAGCACCUCCGCCCCCGGGAGAGACUCACGAGGUGCCCAGAAAGGUUCAGAAUGUGGUCGGGGGCGUCAGAAAUCCCCGGCACAGAGCGAGAGCAGCACCACCCAGCGGAGGACGGUGGGUAAAAAACAGCCCAAAAAAUCAGAGAAGCUGCCCGUGGUGGAGGAGCCGAAGGGGGGGCUGAAAGUGGAGAGCGAACCCCCUCCGGAGAUGCCACCAAACCGACCCAAAGCUGCCACAAAGGGCUCGCGCAAGCCCAACAUAAAAAAAGAGCCCAAAUCUUCCCCUCGGCCUGCUCCUGAUAAACGCAAGUACAAGACUCCCAGCAAGACUUCCCAGAAAUCCAGGGAGUUUGUAGAAACAGAUUCGUCGUCGUCCGAUUCCGAGGAAAAUGAAAGUAUUCCUUCUUCCUCACAGACUCCUAAGUACACUGAAAGCAUCCGGACUCCUGUGUGUAUCUUCUCUCCUAUGGAAGAGAAGGAGCUUCUCUCUCCACUCAGUGACCCAGAUGACCGGUAUCCUGUCAGACAGGUGUUGAUGGUCAAAAUUGAUUUGAGCUUGCUAUCCCGAAUCCCAGGAAGACCUUACAAAGAGCUGGACCAACCUAAAGUGGAAAGGGAGAGUGUUGUUGAACGGGACAACAAGGAGUUUCCGAAGCAGACCAGUGAGAAAGUUUCCAGCAAGGGUAAAAGAAAAUACAAGAAUGAUGAUGAUGGCAAUAAGAGUGAAACCAAGAAACCUAAAAUGGAAGAGAAGAGCUCUGCCAACCACAAGACCAGUAGUAAAGAGUCAUCCAAAAGGGGGUCGGAAAAGGAGAAGGAGCCCGUGCCCUCUCCGUCUGUGACAGGGGCGCAGAAGGCACCUAAAUCGGACCACCAAAGCCGUAAGAGGACGGCAAGCCAGUCCUCCACUUCCAUCUCCAGCAGCACCGGCAGCAGCAAGGAGGGCGGCCGCAGCAGCAAGAGCAACAGCUCCUCCUCCAAGCACAGGAAGAACGAGGACAAGCAAGCUGCCGGGCCUAAGGAGAAGAAGGAAAAAACUAUGAAGAGUUCCGAGUCCCAUCCUGCUCCUCCUGCCCCAACAUCAACGUCGGAGAGUUCAAAGUCUAGAAGAUCAAAACUCACAUUUGAAGACAGGGUCCAUUCUGCGGAUUAUUACUUACAAGAAGCCAAGAAGCUCAAGCACAAUGCAGAUGCACUGUUGGACCGAUUUGAGAAGGCUGUGUACUACCUGGAUGCUGUUGUGUCUUUCAUUGAGUGUGGCAAUGCUCUGGAGAAGAGUGCCCAGGAAGCAAAGUCUCCAUUCCCCAUGUAUGCUGAAACUGUGGAACUGAUCAAGUACACUAUGAAGCUGAAGAGCUACAUGGCACCAGAUGCUACGUCAGCAGACAAACGCUUAGCAGUGCUUUGUCUGAGAUGCCAGUCACUUCUGUACCUGAGGCUCUUCAAACUCAGGAAAGAGAGUGCAUUAAAAUAUUCCAAAACGCUAACUGAACACUUAAAGAAUUCCUUAAGUAAUACCCAAGCUCCUUCACCUGGAAUGGGAAGCAAAGCUGCGGGCAUGCCCUCCCCGGUGUCGCCCAAGCUCUCUCCUGGCAGCGCUGGUGGGUACUCGUCCGGAGGAUCCAAUCCCAGCAGCAGCUCUUCCGUCACCAUCCCUCAGAGGAUUCAUCAGAUGGCUGCGAGCUACGUCCAGGUCACCUCUAAUUUCCUCUACGCCACAGAGGUCUGGGACCAAGCUGAGCAACUUUCUAAAGAACAGAAAGAUUUUUUCACCGAGCUGGAUAAGGUGAUGACCCCCCUGAUCUUCAAUACCAGCACUAUGACGGACUUGGUUCGUUAUACUCGACAGGGCUUGCACUGGCUUCGACUAGAUGCCAAGCUUAUACCAUAGAGGCUGGAAUCGGGACUUGUUGAUGUUUUUUUCAUAUAAGCUUAACUGCCUCAGAUGUAUCCAUAACACUGUGUCCAUUUUAUAUCAGAUUUUGCCAAAAAAAAUAGAAGGCUAUAAGAAGUUACAAAAGGGCAAAUCCUUCCUAUACAAAAAACAACUUUAUAUUUAAGAAUUCUUUCUGCACUCUUGUCUGUCAGUUGCUUUUGGGGUCUGUAAAUGAAAAGCCAUCUUUUUGUUGGCUUAAGCCAUUUUUUCACUUGGGUAUCCUGUAAAGAUGAUUUUAUUCUGACAGGGUGUAUGCAGAUUUCUGCUUAAAUUUGUUUUAAUGGGAUAUUGUCCCAAAUGCAAUUUUUAUCAAAAGUGUAUUUUGUGUAAAAAAAAAUAGUGAAAUAUCUUUGGUAACAGCUAUAAUUUCCUUUCUUUUAAAAAUAUUUUUGUGUAAUAUGUCAUCUGUUGUGGUCCUUUAACAUCUGUAGUAAUCAUAAUUAAGGAACCUCUUAUGAGUGUAUAAUUGUAGUGGUUAGAUGUAUCAAAUGUUAUAGUAAAUUAUUUUUAAAAAGCUAAAUUCCUUUAAAGAGUAUUACAAGAAUAGGCGCAUUCAGACUUUGGUAAGACUUUUGGUCUGUCUGAGAUCAUUUGUAAAAGCUGCUUAGUGGUUUUAAAGAAUAGUAUAACAUAAGAUCUUGGUAUCAUUUGAGUGUUUGUUUUGUUUUCACAGGAAAGGCAAUAAGAUUAUAAUAGUUAAUAUUUAUAUCGCAGUCUAUGAAGCUAAUGCAGGGUAAGCAGUUUUGUUUAGCAUGUUUCAUUCUGAUGCCCAUCACUUAUUUAACUCCAUGGGAUUAAAUUUCUAAUUAAAAUUAAUAAGUAAAUUGGCCCACAUCAUAUGCAUUAUAAACUUUUAAGAGCUGCUUCUGAAUUUCUAUUUUAACCAAAGUACCUCUUUUAACCAAAGGUGCUUUAACUAAUAUUUCGUCUUUCUUUGCAUAUCUGUUGUUUUGGUGCCUUGUAUUUAAUAUACUGGAAGGAGAAUGGCCCAUUAGUUGAUGGAUCUGUUUAUGUAUACUCUUUUGUGUGCACAGUAUCAUUGUACAUAAUGCUGUUUAAGUACUAAAACUACAGCCAUGUACACAUUUACUUUUUCUUUUCCAGAAUCUUACAAUGUGGCUAGAUGUGCCACCAAAAUCUUCAUUAUUAACUACCUAUUUAACCUUUAACUUAAUUGUUCAUUUGUCAGAAUGCCCUGGAAUACAUCUGGUCACUUUGUAUCUCUACUGUCUUAUCUGAGUUGUUCUGCCAAAAUUUGCCGUGAAAUUCUAAAUGGAGUUUAAUAUCAUGGUGUGGGAAGCCAAUCGAUAUUUAUUUGUUUUCAGCAAUAUAGUAUCAAGAACCAAGAUAAAUAUUACUAAAGGAUUUUUUGCGCUUUAAUAUUAUAAAAGAAAUGUGUGUUCUUCCCAUUCUUCAAGUAGGAUCGUAAUAUUCGGAAAAUCUAAUAUAAACAUAGAUUAUACAGAGUCACCCACAGUUUUCAGAUUAUUCUAAGAAAUGGAAGCAAUAGAUGGUCAUUCCAGUGCAGAGGAAUCAAGAUGUACUGGGAUCUUAAUGUAGUUAUUAGACACCAGUUAGACCCAGCUGCUGGCCAAACCCUAAGGGGUGGACCAAUUCCUUACCAAACAAUAAAGUAUUAAAAGGACAGCAGUGUCUUCUGAAUGUUGGACACCUUUAAUUCUAAUGUGAGUCUACACCAAAGACAGUAGUCAUGUUUUUGGAAUAAAAUAUAUAAAUGACUGAAAUAUGAUCUAGUAAAUACUAUUUUGCUACAAAUGUCAACAAAGGGACAUGAAAUUAAGACUUUGUAAGACAAGUAAAUUGUAAAAUGUUUAUAUUUUAACUGCAGCUCCAGUGUAAUCAAGUGACUGCACAGGUUCAUGAGGUCAAGGGCUUACAGACCUUCUAAAGGUUUGUGCAACUUUUGCAAAGAUUAAGACAUUUGUAAUUAUUGGUGUCCAUACAGUGUGUAGUUACCGUACUUGAUUUGACAAUUAAUGUCAUAGGAGCCAAAGUUGCUUCAUUAAGUACUGUUGCUUCAUUUUAGCCCUCCUGGUUUUUCAAAAACCUUGGGGAGUUUCGGUCGUAACUGAAUCAAACCACACCAACGUUUUUCACUUAGUCUGUAACAGCAAAUGAUUGCCAGACUGCAGGUUUGGUCUUUUCAAGACACAUUUUUUGUUCCAUGUCCGUCACUAACAAAUCCAAUGCUUUUUGAAAAUGAAUUUAAAACCGCAAGCUAAAAUAUCCCUUAACGCAUCUCAGGUGUGCAAACCGGACAGCUCAACCUCGGUCAACUCAAAUCAGACGUGUACAGUUAUGCAUCUGUUGAGAGACCCAGAAACAGCUGAUGUUUCUCUAUUAAGUGAUAUUUUGUUGGAUAUUAAUAUGGUACUUAUGAAAGAGUUUAAAGAAAAGAGGUUUUAAAAAGUUUGCUUGAAUAUAAAAGUAUUUUCCUUGUAACAUUUCAAGUUUUUUGAGAUCUUAAAAUUGGUUGUAGAAGAUGGAUCCUAAACUGAAGGAGUUAGUGCAGUUUAUGCGUACAAAUUGUGUAAAAAUAGCAUUUGAUAAAACCUUAUCGCACAUUGGAAUUGAUGCAAUAUAUUGAUGAAACAGGUUGAAAGAUUUUAGAUAUGCCUUUUCAGUUUCACUGUUCUAAUUUUUUUUUUUAUUGCUUGGUUUAGAAAUGGUUGUUUUGGUCACCCAAAUGUUUCACAAAAGUUUAAAACGUUUGUUCUUAAUCUGCUGUGGCUUGCACAGAACAUUUCCACUUUGGUCACUGACACCCUUUGUUUUUGGGGUUCCUAUUAUUCUUCUAAGGGUUUAUAGGGAUAGGAGAAAUAAUUAUGCAGCUUUUCUACAGAACAUUUCAGUGAUUCUGUUUGAUUUUAAUUAAAUUAUUUACAAUUCAGUUGUAAACCCACCAACUAUCAUUACAAUUAGGUAUAUCUAUGGAUGUUCUUAAUUGAAUCGUUCAAUUUGCAAGGCUGCUAUUUAACAUUGUGCCCUCUCCUCUGUAACUCUAUACACACUGGCAAAGCUAUUUCAGUGUAGAUCUAUCUUACACUUGUGAAAGCUGGCCCAAGCGCAUGAAACUGAUAAAAUGGUUUAUAUUAAACAUUUUAUUUUUAAGUUUUCAUUUACAAUCACUCUAAAAAGUAUUUAUUUUCCCCAUAUCUUAUUAAGAUAAUGAGUUCUAAGAAAGAAAACUUGUUGCUCGUUUUUAUAGCCCUCAUGUCAGGGCUUUGUGCUUUAAGAUACACAACUUUUUUCUUUUCUUACCUAUAUAUGAAAACCAGGGUAGUAAAACACUUUGAAAUCCCACAGAAAAAUGAAAUGACCUUAUUAUACUUGCAUGUUUUUAUUUAAAAAGUGUAUAUAAUGUAUAUAUUUCUUUUAAGAUCAAUUUGUAAUUCUACUCAGCAUUUCUAUUCAGAAUACAUGUAAAUUCUAGUCAAAACACAUAUGUACACUUAUUUGCAGUCACAAUUCUGUUCUGUGUGGGUCAUUUUAAAGUUUGUGUGUGUGUAUAAACAUGAAACACAACUUCUUUAAUAGUUUUUUAAGUCUUUAUUUUCUGUAUGUUCCUUAUUCAGUGUUAUGUUGUCUCUGAACACUGAAAAAGGUGUAUAUCUGUGAUAUUUUGUAGAUAAACAGUUUGCGAAUCCAUUUAAUGGAUAUCUGUCACAGUUUUACCAACUGGAAGAGUGGGAAAAUGUGAUGUGCAGAGUCUGCCAUAUCAUUUUCAUGUUCAAAGUUUGCGGAACGUCACCGUUGCAAACAAGUCGGGAACAGGCAUUGGGUGCGAUUAUGUCAGUGCGUUUUAGGUGUAUUGAAGUUUAUUGACGUUUGUUGUUCGCUCUUUCAUAACUGUCUUAAAAGCUGCCAUCAGCAGCAGCUUAACAAAUGCAGAGUGGAAACUGUGGAUUAUUUUAAAAAAUAUAUAAAAUUAUAUAUUAUGAAUGCAAUAUGUUUCAACAGAGGUACUCUUGGAUUCAUAUUCAAUAAAACUAUAUUGAAAAUGUAAUUUAAAAAUUGUGAACUGAGUAUUAUAGAACUUGUAAUUAAGUUUUCUGAGUCAUGUAUAUUCUUUGUAUUUUGUUGUAUUGAAAAAACUAUACAGUAAAGUUUUAGAAUGUCUGUAUCUCACAUUUUGUGUAUUUUUUAAUACAAUAGCACAACUUAAAUAUUUGGUAAAAGGUUACCACGUUUUAAUAUGUAAAGAAUUCAGCUUUAUAACAUCAGACAAAUGCUUUGUAAAAUGCUAGAACUGUAACCUCCUGUAAGUUCAAUAACUCGAGUAGAUUUUCUGUAUUAAUAAACUUUAUAAUUCUUGGGAUCCACUUGUUCUUAUGUUUAAUAAAAAAAACUCAAUGUG
Lepisosteus oculatus (spotted gar) is the source of this 8449-nucleotide messenger RNA. The record is from RefSeq and is a predicted model, not a curated record. NCBI's taxonomy places the organism in Eukaryota, Metazoa, Chordata, Actinopteri, Semionotiformes, Lepisosteidae.